UUUUUUUUUUAACUCUGUGAUCUCAAUCAGUCUCUCUGACGGCGUUAGUCGGUAGUCUGUCCCGACCCUUUCAUCGCCUAGUUUAUUUAUAGCCUUCUGCCUCACUCCUCAUCUUCAAAGGCGGCUAUAUCCCUCCCAGCCGUCGCUCCAGGUUAUCCCUGCCAGGUUUUGCAAGCGCCGUUCCACAGAAGUCAAACCUCGAUGCCCGCCAGCGCCGUCCAUCUAAACUAACCGCCCUCCAACCGCCUCAACAACUCCAUCACACCUCUCCCCCGACCUAUAUCACUAAAAAAGCGUCCAACAAAAUGGACGCCCAAGCCUACCUCAUCCGUCACGGCUGGUCCGGACCAGGCAACCCACUAAAUCCCGACCGUCCACAGGGCGGCGGCCUUGGUCUCACAAGGCCCAUCCUCGUCGCGCGGCGCUCCGGCAACCAGGGUGUGGGCAAGAAGACGACCAAGGAUCCCACGAAUCAGUGGUGGCUGCGUGGGUUCGAGGAUGCGCUGAAGGGUAUGGGGCAGGAGAGUGUCAACGGUGCUGGGGCAGUGCCGAAGCCGAAUGCGUUGACGAGUGAAUUGUAUCGGUUUUUUGUGAGGGGGGAGGUCGUUCCUGGUACGAUUGACGGGAAAAAGAAGGUGGUGGCUGUGGAAGAAAGCAAGAAAAAGAGGAAAAGGAAGGAAGAGAGCGAGGCUGAGGAUGCUGAAGAGGCAAAGGCGCGGCGGAAGGAGGAGAAGCGCAGGAAGAGGAAGAUGAAGGAGGGUUCGUCCAGUGUGGAUGAGACGACACCUGAGGGCCGACCCGAGAGUAAAGAGGAGCGCAGACGGAGAAAGGAGGAGAAGAAGAGGAGGAAACAAGAGAAGGAGGUGAAAAAGCAGGAGGAGAGCAGUGCCGGCGAGGACGAGAAGGCCGCUCGCAAGGAGAAGAAGAGAAAGGAAAAGAAGAAGACGGAAAAACCAGAAGACGAAUAUCCUACUCCUCCAUCUACAGAGCCAGAGCAGGCGGAGUCCAGCAGUGGGCGGGACGAAUCCUCAGACACAACGGCAAAGCCGAAGACGAGAAAGGAGAAAGAGGAUUCGAAACAGGACAAAAACGCCCGGAAGAAAGGCGCCUCGUCCGAGGGCAGCACUAAAAAGAAGUCGAAAAAGUCGAAAAAGUCGACAAACGAGUGAUGUUGGCCCGUUCUUCAUGUACAGAUAGAUUUUCGUUCAUCAGAUCAGAUACCCAUUUGGCACUGCUACGCCGACUUGAUAAAAGUUCAUAUACCAUGUCAAUUUCUUUUUUCCCAGGC
Aspergillus novofumigatus IBT 16806 is the source of this 1288-nucleotide messenger RNA. RefSeq lists its product as uncharacterized. The transcript has a single exon. The record is from RefSeq and is a predicted model, not a curated record. Lineage: Eukaryota; Fungi; Ascomycota; Eurotiomycetes; Eurotiales; Aspergillaceae. The coding region runs from base 306 to 1169 and encodes 287 amino acids.